CAAACCCCAUUCUUAUAGAGAUCCAAUGCUCCUUUUUCGAACUUGGGGAGUUAUUAUCCAUAACAAAUCAAGCUUGAGGUUAACCAUGACCCAUUUUCCGCGCAGACCAUACCCACGUCCACGCCCCGACCCGACCAUCUUCGCUCUUCGACCUCGAGUCUAUAUUGUCAUUCUCGUCCUUGUCUAUGCUGCCCUUUCACUCACAGCAUGGACCUUACUAUGUAUUCUCAACACGAGGCCUAUAGGAAGUACGAGCUAUCAGUCUUAUAAGUACACAUACGACAAUUUCGAAGAUUUCAGUCAGCAAGUUAAUAAAUGGUACCAGACGGCCAAGUUCCUCUCUGGUACUGUUGGUGUAUUGGCUCUUCCUCUGACUUCUUCAGUCUGCGCUUCUGCCGCAGUAAACUUUGCCCAAACAAGGAGCCGGGGUACAAAGUCUUGCCUUACACUAAAGCAAACAGUGACUCUCGCUAAUAAGGGCUGGACAAGCCCUUUUGUUUUACUGACUCUGCCUUUCCAACAUAAGCGCUUAGGGAGCUCCUUCUUGUAUGGUGCAAUUGCCCUUCACGUUUUAGGUGGAAUACUAAACCCUCUCCAGCAAGUGCUUCUAGGUCAAGAAGACUUGAAUGUACCAAGAGGUACUUCUAAAACCAAGGGCGAAGUCAGCGAUAUUCCCGGGUUAGUGCAGAGAUACAAAUCGACAACAACGGACAGUGGAAAGACAACUGCCCUACUCAGAGCCUUCUUGAGCAACCCACAGGAAGUGAAAACCCGCCAGAAUUUCUGGGGGGACCCGUACAACAAAUCUAGUGAUCUCUUCGUCGCUGCGGCCCCAUCGAAUACAAAUACCGAGGGACUUCAGCAAUUCGUUCCGCGAGCUAACUCAUCUGUCCUGAAACAGGAGCUGCAGGACGCAGAGUUUCCGUCUGACUGCUCCGGGGAUAGCUUCUUCAGGAACAUUACCUUGAGAAGAGAUUGGGAAAUAUCCAUAUGCAUGCCUGGUAACCUGAGCUCUUCGCCCUUCACGCAAACACGCGAUCGACAAGACUUUGAUGAAGUACUAUACAUUGCAAUUAGGUCCUACAAUAUCUGGACUACCUUUAUGUUGACCUGUUCAACAACAAUCGGUUACUUUCGGCUCCCUAACAUUGGGAAUGCGAACAAACCAGGGCCUCUGCUGGAAAAAGACCCCAUGAAAACAGAUGAACAUAUUCCGGUACACCGUUACAGGCCCCCCGCCGAACCGCUUGAUUCGUCGAAGAGACCUGGUGAAGAUCCAUCUGGGAAGUUUUUGCUGGAGCUAGUCCCUGGCAAAGGUCCCUUGGCACUUCUGGCGGUCGCCCUGUUUGGUGAAGGCUCCUUUCUCGAUACACGUUUAAAGCCCACUGUGAAUAUAACCCGAUCUAGCGGGUUGGAGUGCGUUGAGUAUGGCCCAAUGGCGUUUAGCGCUAGCUUCGGCUGUUUAAACGAUAGUCCAAUGAAUGGCAACAUGCAUGUAUACUUUUUGCAAACGCUGGCCAAAAAAGAAAGCUUUGAUCAAGGGCUAAUGCUUGCGAACAUGGCCAUACUGUCCGAUAUGGAUAACUUAUGGAAGGGUAUUCCCGUCGAAAUUCAAUCGGUGGCGCCUAUUACCAAGCCCGCAAUAUCGAAGUUGUCUAUGAUCGUCUUUUCCUCCCUUUUAGGGACCUACCUCAUUCUACUACUGGCCCUCUCCUGCUGGGCUAGUGUUAGGAUUGGCUGGACGGACUCACUGGACGCCUAUGCGAUGCUAAAAAUGGGCAGCACGUUGGCGACAGAUCCAUUCUACUCUGAAGUUAUACGGAAAACCAACGAAAAGGUUCUUGAUAAGCUUCCUGGCUGGGUGGGGGAUCAAGACCCAGAGGAGACCAUGGGGAAGUUAGCCGUGGGAGGGCAGGCACCGGUCAGAUGGCGAAGAAGAUAUCGGAAGGGAAGUGAUAUGUUGUUGUAGAUGAGAUUCUCGUCUCGAGAUUACUAUGUAUAUUAAUGAUCAG
This is a messenger RNA of Aspergillus steynii IBT 23096, 2012 nucleotides long. RefSeq lists its product as uncharacterized. The record is from RefSeq and is a predicted model, not a curated record. The transcript has 3 exons. Bases 86 to 1969 code for a protein of 627 amino acids. NCBI's taxonomy places the organism in Eukaryota, Fungi, Ascomycota, Eurotiomycetes, Eurotiales, Aspergillaceae.